GGGAGAGCGAUAUAUAGUGAAUGCAGGGUCCUGGGGAGAGCGGGAUAUAGUGAAUGCAGGGUCCGGGGAGAGCGGAUAUAGUGAAUGCAGGGUCCGGGGAGAGCGGAUAUAGUGAAUGCAGGGGGUCCGGGGAGAGCGGAUAUAGUGAAUGCAGGGUCCGGGGAGAGCGGAUAUAUAGUGAAUGCAGGGUCCGGGGAGACCGGAUAUAGUGAAUGCAGGGUCCGGGGAGAGCAGGAUAUAGUGAAUGCAGGGUUCCGGGGAGACCGGAUAUAGUGAAUGCAGGGUCUGGGGAGACCAGAUAUAGUGAAUGCAGGGUCCGGGGAGAGGGGAUAUAGUGAAUGCAGGGUCCGGGGAGACCGGAUAUAGU
Messenger RNA from Staurois parvus, 367 nucleotides. The record is from the annotation of a GenBank genome assembly. Lineage: Eukaryota; Metazoa; Chordata; Amphibia; Anura; Ranidae.